AUUCUCCAUUCAGACACGGACACCAUCAUUCUCUUGCAUAAAAAAUGGUAGUAUAUAGAAUCAAAUCAACAUCACCACCAACCUCGCUCACUCACCUUCCACUACCGCCAUCCCAUAUAUAUAGUAUACCAUUACCAACACUACCCUCCUCACCAAACAGCGAAAAGAGAAAACGAAGAACCAUCACAACUCCACAAUGGCUAUGGCUCUUCGCAGACUCACAUCCUCCAUCAACAACACCGCUUCUCUUUAUCGCAUGUCAUCUUCUUCUCUCUCCGCACAACAGAAGAAUCACAAAUCUCAUCCCGAUUGGAUUAAGCAGCUAAACGAUCCUCUUGAAGUGGUGGAUCCUGAGAUCGAAGAUAUUAUCGAACUCGAAAAAUCUCGUCAAUGGAAGGGACUAGAACUUAUACCUUCAGAAAAUUUUACAUCUUUGUCGGUUAUGCAAGCGGUUGGAUCAGUUAUGACGAAUAAAUACAGUGAAGGUUAUCCAGGUGCUAGAUACUAUGGUGGAAAUGAGUACAUUGACAUGGCUGAGACCUUGUGUCAGAAGCGUGCAUUGGAAACUUUUGGGUUGGAUCCAGCAAAAUGGGGAGUCAAUGUGCAGUCAUUAUCUGGAUCCCCUUCUAACUUCCAAGUUUACACUGCUUUAUUGAAACCUCAUGAGAGAAUUAUGGCACUCGAUCUUCCCCAUGGUGGGCAUCUAUCACAUGGAUAUCAGACUGACACCAAGAAGAUAUCAGCUGUAUCUAUAUUCUUUGAAACAAUGCCAUACAGAUUGGACGAGAGCACUGGUUAUAUUGAUUAUGACCAGAUGGAGAAAAGUGCUGCACUUUUUAGGCCAAAAUUAAUAGUUGCUGGUGCUAGUGCUUAUGCCCGUCUUUAUGAUUAUGCACGGAUUCGCAAGGUCUGUGAUAAACAAAAGGCAGUUAUGUUGGCUGAUAUGGCACACAUCAGUGGAUUAGUUGCUGCAGGUGUUAUUCCUUCUCCUUUUGAUUACGCUGAUGUUGUAACAACCACAACACAUAAGUCACUUCGUGGGCCACGUGGGGCUAUGAUAUUCUUCAGGAAGGGCGUGAAAGAGAUAAACAAGAAAGGGCAGGACGUGUUGUAUGACUACGAAGACAAAAUAAAUCAGGCUGUUUUUCCUGGACUUCAAGGUGGUCCCCACAAUCACACUAUUACAGGCUUAGCAGUUGCACUGAAGCAGGCUAUGACACCAGAAUUCAAGAAUUAUCAAAAACAAGUUCUGAGUAACUCCUCAGCAUUUGCACAGAGUUUGUUAGAGAAAGGCUAUGACCUUGUAUCUGGUGGAACUGAGAACCAUUUGGUGUUGGUGAACCUAAGAAACAUGGGCAUUGAUGGCUCACGGGUUGAAAAGGUGUUAGAAUCAGUCCAUAUAGCUGCCAAUAAAAAUACUGUUCCAGGGGAUGUGUCUGCUAUGGUUCCUGGGGGCAUCAGAAUGGGAACCCCUGCUCUCACAUCCAGGGGUUUUAUUGAGGGCGAUUUUAAAAAAGUUGCUGACUACUUUGAUGUGGCAGUCAAAAUAGCCUUACAGAUUAAGGAAAAUUCAAAAGGUACAAAGUUGAAAGAUUUUGUGGAAGCUAUGCAGUCAGAUGCACAAAUUCAAUCUCAAAUUGCUAAUCUCCGCCGUGAAGUAGAAGAUUAUGCUAAGCAGUUUCCCACAAUCGGUUUUGAGAAAGAGACAAUGAAGUAUAAUAAGUGAAGAUGACAUGUGGAGUUUUAUUUGCCGGUUUAUGGAAUAACAACACAAAUUUGGAUAUGUUGCUGAACAUUUUCGUACUCUGCUCUUGGAAGAAAUUGUGAAUUGUAUUAUCAAUGGUCAAAGUGAAAGAGAAGGGAACACUUUUCUUUCAAUGAUAAUAAACCAUUUUAUAUGGUAUUAGGGUUGAGCAUUUUCUUUCAAACUUGAGAAUAGAUAUUAAUUAUUUGGAGUGGAAAAUUCCUUUUAAUGAUCAAUUUUGUAGUAGUGUAGCAAAACUGAAAUUGAGCAUUUUUGGAUUUGUGGUUUUCUUAUUUGUAUUUUCACCUUUGAAGAAAUAAAACUCCCCCUUAUUUUUUCA
Molecule: messenger RNA, 2084 nt
Organism: Trifolium pratense (red clover)
Lineage: Eukaryota; Viridiplantae; Streptophyta; Magnoliopsida; Fabales; Fabaceae
Product: serine hydroxymethyltransferase, mitochondrial-like
Exons: 15
Coding region: 197-1726 (509 amino acids)
Biological process (GO): tetrahydrofolate interconversion; L-serine catabolic process; folic acid metabolic process
Cellular component (GO): cytoplasm
Molecular function (GO): zinc ion binding; glycine hydroxymethyltransferase activity; serine binding
Source: RefSeq, a predicted model, not a curated record